Messenger RNA from Ananas comosus (pineapple), 1108 nucleotides. Its product is annotated as cytochrome b6-f complex iron-sulfur subunit, chloroplastic. Gene Ontology annotation, molecular function: 2 iron, 2 sulfur cluster binding. The transcript is spliced from 5 exons. NCBI's taxonomy places the organism in Eukaryota, Viridiplantae, Streptophyta, Magnoliopsida, Poales, Bromeliaceae. Gene Ontology annotation, cellular component: plasma membrane. The record is from RefSeq and is a predicted model, not a curated record. The coding region runs from base 125 to 835 and encodes 236 amino acids.
CAAUAAAAACUCCCAACCAUUUAUCUCUUUCCAUUAUUUUGGCCUUUUCCCACUAUUAAAAAAAAAGCUCAUCUCCAAAACCUGCAGAGAAGCAGAAGCAGAAGCAGCUGAUCCAUCAACACCCAUGGCUUCCACAGCUCUCUCUACUGCUUCCAAUCCCACCCAGCUUUGUUCUGCUAAGAAUGGGGUGUUUUCGCCGUCGAAAGCGCUCGUCGGGAAGCGCAUUAAAGGGUUGGGCUCAUUUGGAAGGGAGAAGAAGGAGAAGCAGAGUGGUGGUGGGCUGGUGAGAUGCCAGGCGACGAGCAGCAUUCCGGCAGACCGGGUGCCGGACAUGGGGAAGCGGCAGCUGAUGAAUCUGCUUCUUCUGGGAGCUGUUUCGUUGCCCACCGCGAUAAUGCUGGUCCCCUAUGCCGCCUUCUUUGUCCCUCCUGGUUCAGGCGGAGCCGGCAGCGGAACCUACGCAAAAGAUGCACUUGGAAAUGAUGUUAUUGCCUCAGAAUGGAUCAAGAAACAUGGUCCUAAUGAUAGAACACUCACUCAAGGGUUGAAAGGAGAUCCUACCUACCUUAUCGUGGAGGCUGACAGAACCCUGGCAACCUAUGGGAUCAAUGCAGUGUGCACGCACCUCGGGUGUGUUGUUCCAUGGAAUAAAGCUGAGAACAAGUUCAUUUGCCCUUGCCAUGGAUCCCGAUACAACAAUCAAGGCAAGGUUGUGAGGGGACCUGCACCAUUGUCACUGGCUUUGGUUCAUGCCGACAUCGAUGAUGGCAAGGUUCUAUUUGUGCCGUGGGUUGAAACCGAUUUCAGAACUGGUGAAGAUCCAUGGUGGACUUAGAACACUCAUUGCAUCAUUCACAUAUAUGUUCAGUUCAAUGCCUUGUAUCAUCUUUCAAGGGAGCGUUUCAUUUCUUGUGUUUCUUCAAAGUAUGUAUAACUUUGUAUGGAAGAACAGCUUUUCUUUUCCAUCAAAUACUGUGUUGAGGAGAACUCAAAUUGAGAUUUUUAUGAUCUCCCGAUGUCAUUGUUUUGUUUUAGAUUUGGAUUUCUUUUUGUCAUAUAGAACUGGCACAAACGGAUUGCACUGAAGAAUUCUUAAUUGUUCUUUGAA